Striga hermonthica is the source of this 771-nucleotide messenger RNA. The record is from the annotation of a GenBank genome assembly. Lineage: Eukaryota; Viridiplantae; Streptophyta; Magnoliopsida; Lamiales; Orobanchaceae.
AUGGCCGGCCCAUCCUCCAAACCCCACCGCCCCCCGCCGGCCCUGCAAAAGAGCCUCAGUCGCCGCGUCUCCUUCAACGAGUCCACCAUCACCGGCGGCAAACCCCACGCCCGUCCCCCCAUCUCCGACUUCGACGCCGAGUCCCAAUUCUCCUCCGCCGCCUCUGCCGGCGGAGGCGGCGCCACCCGCCGCCGCAACCGCUUUUGCGGGUCAUGCUGCGCGUGCUUCUCGAUCGCGGCAGCCGUCCUCCUAGCCGUGGCCCUUCUCGGCGGCGGCAUCUACUUCGCCUUCCUCCAGUCGAACCUCCCAGAGGUUCGGUUCCAGCGGUUGGACGUUAGCAACAUCACGAUCGACGGGGAGACGCUGAUGGCGGCGUCGUUCGACGCGCGCCUCAACGCCACCAACGGGAGCGGCCGGGUUGAGCUUCGGUACGUCGAGAUGACGGCGGAGGUCUCGUCGGAGGGGAUCGAGUUUCCAGGGGUGCGACUCCCGGACCUCCGACAGUCACCGCAUGGGACGUCAGAGAUCAGGGUGAGGGCAGCGGCGCGACGGAUGGUCGUGGAGGAAGCGGCGGGGAAGGACCUCAAGGAGAAGGCGACGAUGAGGGUGUUGGUGGUGAGCGUGGUGGUAAGGGGACAUAUAUCAUACCAUUUCGGAGGGAGGCAGAUCGACGGCUUGCCGUUCAAGAUUGACUGUCACAGCAUCGAUCAAACGGAGAUCGACAGCGGGCACGCGCCGCGGUGCAACACCAAAUUGAGCCCCAUCGGAUGA